Anthonomus grandis grandis is the source of this 2770-nucleotide messenger RNA. RefSeq lists its product as uncharacterized. Bases 521 to 1981 code for a protein of 486 amino acids. The record is from RefSeq and is a predicted model, not a curated record. NCBI's taxonomy places the organism in Eukaryota, Metazoa, Arthropoda, Insecta, Coleoptera, Curculionidae. The transcript is spliced from 2 exons.
AAUAGGGUUGAGUGUCCUAAGGUUAAAGGGCAAUUUUUUUUUUCUAUAACUAGGGAUUUUUUUGUUUAUUUCGCCCCCCAAAAAAAAAAUUAUUGAAAUUCCUUUGACAAUAUUAUUUUGUAUAAUACAAUAUUGUAUUAUUUUCGGUUUAAUGACCCGGCAUAAAUAGGGGUAAUUAAAUAUCGAAUUAUGAAAUAUUUGCAAGACAUAAUUUUAGUUUUUUUUUUUGGUUGGUUACAAACCAGCACAUCGCAAAUUUAAGUUGGCAGCAGUGAACACCGUCAACGUCAAGUGUCAACACUGUCAACUGCUUUGUUUACUAAAAACAGGAAGCGGUGCACUGCAAAUUUGCAAGAUAUUUUUGUCUUUAAAAAAAGGGCUGCAAAUAAAAAAAACAACUAAAUUUUAAAUUGAAGAGUUUUAGUUUCUGUACACUACAGGGUCUCAGACAAAAGUUAAAUCUUUAACAAGGCGGCAACUGGUUGACUUCAUUCAAAGUGGCCCCUCGCGCGAUAUUAAGAUGAGAUAUGACUCUUUACGUCAGCAAGUGAAAAUGGCAAUUGGAUGCGAGUCAUUAUCAGCAGAGGAUGUAGACACGAUAGAUAAUUUUAUCAAAGUCUAUAAAGUAAAAUGGGAAAAUGCGCACCGAUAUAUGUCCAGAUUUGAGAAACAGAAUGAAAACUGGCUAACAGGAAGCAUCAAUUUUUCUUCCAAGGCAGAAAUAUCGACAGCAGCGACACCUAGUACUAGUGGAAGAAAAAACGUUGACUUUGCAGCCUCAAGUGACCGCUCAAAAAGAAGAAAGACCGAAACUUUACGAAGCACCUUUACGGCACAAGAGUUGAGUUUUGCUGCUCAAAUGCAACAUCGAGCAAAAGGAGAAUUGGAUGUCUCAAACGUCAUUAAAGAAGUGGUUUUUUCAACACCGGCUCGUGCUAAAAAAUAUAAGAAAGCCUAUUAUUCUAAAGAAAAACCUAUUCCGCUUUCUUCUGGCGAGGCAUUGUCACUUGUGGUUGAAGCAAAAUUAACUAAGUUUCAGUAUAAUACAAUUAGAGACUCGUCAAAAGAGCAUAAUGCUAAUAUCUACCCAAAUUAUGAAGCAGUAACCCAAGCAAAAAAGCGGUGUUAUCCUUCGGAUUUAAUUAUUACUGAAAGUUUGGCUGAAGUUCCGUUGCAGAAUUUGCUUGACCACACAAUCACUCGUUUGAGUGAAUCCCUAAAAGAAGUGUUGAAAGCAUGCAACCAUUUAGAUAAUCUUUGUUUCAUUUCAAAAUGGGGUUGUGAUGGAAGCUCAGGUCUAAGUGAAUACAAGCAAAGAUUUACCAAUCCUACGGUAUCCGAUGCAAGUAUUUUUCUUCCAUCGUUGGUGCCCAUUCAGCUAAUAUCAGGAGAUCCAGACAGUGAUGAUAAAGUAGUUAUCUGGCAAAAUCCACGAACUUCCUCAACUAGGUAUUGUAGGCCUAUAAGAAUGAAAUUUGUCAAAGAGACUACUAAACUUACCAAGCAAGAAGUUUCCCAUAUUGAAAAUCAAAUUGCUUCACUAGCUGCAAGUAAAAUCGAAGUAAAUGAAAAUGAAGUUUGUGUCAAACAUAAAACGCUUUUUACAAUGAUUGACGGCAAAAUCUCUAAUGCAGUAAGUGAAAAUUCUUCCACGCAAAUAUGUUAUUUAUGUGGUUUAUCCUCUAAGGAUUUUAAUAACAUUGAUCUGGCUUCAACUAAAGAUAUUGACAAAUCUAAAUUCCGUUUCGGAUUGUCGUCACUUCAUGCCUGGAUAAGGUUUUUUGAAAGUCUUCUUCACCUGGCCUACAAACUACCAAUUCGUCAAUGGCAAGCACGCGGAGAAGACAAUAAGCAAAAAGUUGCCGAACAGAAGAAAAAAAUUCAGGAGGCUUUUCGAUUGGAAAUGGGUUUGUUGGUAGAUAAACCAAAACCAGGUUUCGGGAGCAGCAAUGAUGGGAACAUUGCUCGUCGUUUUUUUUGAAAACCAAGAGAUUUCCUCCAAAAUAACAGGAGUAGACAUUGAUAUAAUAAAAAGAUAUAAAGUUAUACUAACAACCAUUUCCUCUGGAUUUUCAAUAGACGUUAAUCUUUUCAAACAUUUCUGUCUUGAAACAGCUAGAAAAUAUGUAGCACUCUAUUCAUGGUAGAAUAUGCCAACAACAGUACAUAAAAUGUUAUUGCAUAGUUCUGACAUUAUUUCAUCAGCGAUUUUACCUAUAGGCCAACACGGAGAAGAGGCAUAGGAAAGCAGAAAUAAAGACAUUAAAAGAUAUAGGGAAGACGUUAGUGUUUUCUAUAAUUUACUAAUUUCAUCUGAUCCGUACAUUAGCAGGUUUAGAAAAAACGAAACAAAGAAACUCACGACUUUUCCCCAGGAGGUAAUUAUAUUUUUUAAAGAGCCCCACUUGCCGAUUAAGGAAGUAGAAGAAGAAAGAAAGGAAGAAAAAACAGAUUCAGCAAGUGACAGUGACUGAAAACAUCUUGUCGGACUUGCAUUGUCUUAUUUAUUUAAUGUAACACGACGUUUCACACACAGUUUACACUUGAUAACGGUUGAAGAUACUUACCAACCGAAACGUCGUGUUACAUUAAAUAAAUAAGACAAUGCAAGUCCGACAAGAUGUUUUCACUGUACCAUUGUCUACCACCUUCAAAAAAACUGACAGUGACUGAAUGUAUUCUUGAGUGUAUUUUUGAGACUUUUAUUGUAUUAUAAGUAUGUAUAUAUUGUUUUUGUAUUAAACCCUGUAUAUUAAAAAAAAAAGGUGAA